AUGAAUCAAUCCACGAUAGAUGCGAUACUGAAUGGACCUGCCCUCUCGCCGCCUCCAGGCGUCCAGCCAAACUUCGAACAUCCGGAUAACCUAAGCCACCCGGAACUCGCGGUUCUGCAACUGGUAGUUGCGACGGUGGUUGUGGGGAUGCGGGUCUAUACCAAGCUGAGAGUUGUGAGGAAGAUGUUGGCUGAAGACUAUCAAUCCAGAUUGGCUAAUAGUAGCAUGGUUCUGCUUCGCCGGCUUCCAUGUAAUUGUCUUCAUGAUCGAGGGCUUACCGCUAGGUUCGCCAUCUACGCUCUGGUCAUCAUCCCGCUCAAAGUCGCCCUCAUCCUGCAAAUCCGCCGCAUCUUCAUGCCACACAACCGAUCUCUACAUGCGCGUCCAUUUUUGCUAUGGACUAUCGACGGAUUCCUGGUGCUGAACGUCAUGUUCUACGUCGCACUCUUUCUCUUCCAAUUCUUAGCCUGCCGUCCGCUGGCAUAUGCUUGGAACCCACUGAUCCAGGGAACAUGCGUCAAGGACAACUUGGUCGUACACAUCGUCUCAGCAUCGAUCAACACGGCCAGUGAUCUCAUCAUAGUGAUACUACCACAACCUGUCAUCUGGCGCCUGGAGCUCAGUAAGAAACGGAAAUGGGGACUCAGCGCUGUCUUUCUGCUCGGAGGCCUGUACGAUAAUUUCUUGUGA
Molecule: messenger RNA, 690 nt
Organism: Macroventuria anomochaeta
Lineage: Eukaryota; Fungi; Ascomycota; Dothideomycetes; Pleosporales; Didymellaceae
Exons: 3
Coding region: 1-690 (229 amino acids)
Source: RefSeq, a predicted model, not a curated record